Molecule: messenger RNA, 5124 nt
Organism: Electrophorus electricus (electric eel)
Lineage: Eukaryota; Metazoa; Chordata; Actinopteri; Gymnotiformes; Gymnotidae
Gene: dusp16
Product: dual specificity phosphatase 16
Biological process (GO): negative regulation of MAPK cascade; peptidyl-tyrosine dephosphorylation
Cellular component (GO): cytoplasm; nucleus
Molecular function (GO): MAP kinase tyrosine phosphatase activity; protein tyrosine/threonine phosphatase activity; MAP kinase tyrosine/serine/threonine phosphatase activity
Source: RefSeq, a predicted model, not a curated record
UGUGUGUGUGUGUGUGUGAGAGAGAGAGAGAGAGAGAGAGAGAGAGAGAGAGAGAGAGAGACACACACACACAACUGAGGGGGAAAGGCAGGCUGGCAUGGCAGAGCCUUUGCCGGCAGGGGCCCUGGCCUCAGUGAGACCCAUCGGGCCAGAAGGCCUGGUGGCACUGCUGGAGGGUGGUCUGGACCACGUGCUGUUGAUAGACAGCAGGCCCUUCGUGGACUACAAUGCCUCCCACAUCCUGGAGGCAGUCAACGUGAACUGCUCCAAGCUGAUGAAGCGACGCCUGCAGCAGGACAAGGUGCAGAUCGCUGAGCUGCUGCAGCACUCGGCCAAGAAGAAGCUCGAACUGCAAGGUCAAGAAGUGGUGGUCUAUGAUCAGAACUCAUCUGACCCCUCCUCCCUGUCAUCAGAGGGCUUUCUCAGCGUCCUAUUGGAUAAACUAGAGAGGAGUUUUCCAUCUGUUCACCUGCUCUCAGGUGGCUUCGUGGAGUUCUCCCAUCUGUUCCCGGGCCUGUGCGAGGGCAAAUCCAUGCUGGUGCCCUCUUGCAUCUCGCAGCCCUGCCUACCUGUCACCAGCAGUGGGCCCACACGCAUCCUGCCCCAUCUCUACCUAGGUUGCCAGAGGGAUGUGCUCAACAGGGACCUGAUGCAGCAGAAUGACAUAGCGUAUGUGCUCAACGCCAGCAACACGUGUCCAAAACCUGACUUCAUUCCUGAGUCCCAUUUCCUGCGCGUGCCAGUCAACGACAGCUUCUGUGAGAAGAUCCUGCCCUGGUUGGACAACUCGGUGGAGUUCAUAGAGAAGGCAAAGGCAUGUAACGCCAGAGUUCUGGUGCACUGCCUGGCAGGCAUCUCUCGAUCGGCCACCAUCGCCAUUGCCUACAUCAUGAAGAGAAUGGACAUGUCCCUAGAUGAGGCAUAUAGGUUUGUGAAGGAGAAGAGGCCCACCAUCUCGCCCAACUUCAACUUUCUGGGUCAGCUGCUGGACUUUGAGAAGAAGAUCAAGAGCCCAAACGGAGAAGGAUCCAGGUGCAACCAGGCGCAGAUGGAGGCAGCCAAGGAGCUCACCCUUGGGCAGGAGGAAGCAUCCAGCGUGGCUAAGUUUGAGAGUUCGGUCACUGGACCGAUAGAGCCUCUGACCCUGCCCUGUGUGCUGGCCGGGGUUCCCGAGGAACGUCUAUUGGCUCAGGCUCUGUGCGGCUUGCAGCUGGGGGAGGGUAUGGAGGACAGCACCCGGCUGAAGCGGUCCUUCUCCCUUGACAUCAAGUCAUACGGGGAGACGAGCGCAGUGGCGCCUGGGCACACGUUCUGUGCCGGGGAUGCCACCGAUUACUACAAACCAUCAGCUUUUAAAGAGCCGGCAACGAAGCCCUGCCAGUUCUCGCCUGUGGAGGAGGUCUCGGAGCAGUCGACGCCGGAGCAGAGUCCGGACAAGGAGCAGGCAGACGGCCCCGCCUCAGCCUCCGCCCUCCCCCCCAGCUCCAGCAAGCCCAAGCCGAGUGCCAAGCCUCCCCCUCCACCUUCCUGCCCCCAGCCCCUGCACAGGAGUGGCAGCAUGGAGGAGACCCCGAGCGCCGCCAGCAUACUGCUCGGCCUGUCACGUUCACAGCAGCACCUAGCUAGGGGUGGUGCCGGUGCACUGAAGGGAUGGCAUUCAGACAUCCUGCUGGGCUCUGUGGCUGUCUCCUCCUCCUCCUCCUCCUCCUCCUCCUCGCUGACAGGUGGCUGGUACCUCUCUGAGUCGACACACUUCUGCUCCACCUCAGCCAUCUUUGGGGGUGGGAGCGGGACACAGGGAGGUCUGGCGGCAGCAUUCAGCUGCAGCCAAGGCCUGGAGGCAGUGAGGAGGCGUGGGCGGCAACGCAGCGGUGACCGCGGGGACUCGCGACGGAGCUGGCACGAGGAGAGCAGCUUUGAGAAGCAACUGAAACGGCGCAGCUGCCAGAUGGAGUUCGGUGAUGGGAUGACGGAGAGCCGCUCCAGGGAGGAACUGGGAAAAGUAGGCAGUCAGUCCAGCUUCUCAGGGAGCAUGGAGAUCAUCGAGGUGUCCUGAGAGAAAGACUCUGAUAAACCCUAUUUUCAGAACUCAUCAGAAUACUUGUCAAAAAAGGGAAGGCUGGGUUUUUAUCUGGCCAAAGUCUUUGCAGGUGACUAGUUUUGAUUAUAAGCAGCUUAGUAGUGGUGCUUUGUAGACUGUUCUCCAUUACUGACCUAUUUUUGUAAUAGCUGAAUUGUAUAGGUAAGAGCGGUCACCAAAUGCAACUGCAUAUCACUGAAUGGCUAAAGCGGACACGCUUUCACUUGGUCAUAUUUGUUCUUAUUUUAGUUUCAUUUUAACUGAGCCUAUUUUUUGUCUGUGGAUCAGUAUAGGUUAUUCAAUAUUUUCCAUUCAUAUUGUGAUUUAUCCAACAUGUCUUUUUGACUCCAGUACUGACACUUGAGCCCAAAAUCAAAGCAUGAAUGAACUGAAGAUGAAUGAACUGGACUGGAGAUUUCUGUCGUGAUUUGACAUGUCCUAAAGGGUGUCUGAGUAGCAAGUAUCCAGUACCUCACAAAUCCAAAUUAAGGGCUUUUCUCAUUUCUUUUUCCUUAUAAUCUCAUGUGUAGCUUAUUGAUAUUUCAAAUCUCAGGACAAUUAAAAUCUUUUCAUUUGAGCAGCAGGAAAAUACACUUUAAAGAGGCCACCCUUAACGGAAACUUUUUGGCCUUGGAUUGUAAUGAGAUUGAAAUGUUUUUAAUGUUUCAGCUGAUCUGAAUCAGCUUUACUACAUCAAAACAGAGACUGUACAGUAUAUUAUCUGGAUGAUGAGUAUGGACUGACCCAGGGUCAGUUGUGAGAGGUAAAAUCAGAGCAGGGCAAAGCCGGGUGUUGUGCUCGUUUUGCAGAUGCUGGGUCGCUUCAGUGAGUGCUGGGGGAAAAAGAAGAGGCUGGAAAUCUUGUUCAAAGACAUGCACGUCAAUCUUGCCUACAAUCAGUGCCCUCCCACAGAGUUAGGGUGACACCCCCUGGGUGGAGCUUGGGUUUGAAGACUUCGCCAAAACUCUGCUCUUUUACGCAGUAAAGCAUUGCACUACUGUGGUGCUAGAGUGGUGCAAUGUCACCAGUGAGAGUCAUGGUAACUUUGGGUCGGCUGUGUCAUCAUGACACUCCGCAGCGAGGCAGAAGGUGCCACGCAUUGGGGAGAGGGGGCAGUCAGUGUGCUUGGGUAUUGAUACAAAGCUUGCUGGUGUUUGUCAGGUAUGAAGGAGAAUACACCCAUAAAUACAGAAAGAUGUAAAGACCAAGAAAGGCAAGGUUCAGACUUUCUUAAUGCUAUCAAACUUUCUUCAACAAUGGUUUCCAGCCGUGGCUCUUGCUUCCCUGUGCUCUGGACAUUUUGGUCCUGCUUGUUCUAAUUUGCUGGACUAAGCACACAAGUGUUUGAAAACACGCAGAUCAUCUGAAUCAGCCAUGUCAGAAUAGCAGGAACUCGAAAAUGUAUAUAGUGAAUAGGGCCCCCAUGCCAGGCAUUGGGAAACCCUGAGAGAACUUAACGAAAUGUUUCUUUUACAUCAUUUUGAUGCAUCAAAGCCAGAUAUCCAGUGACUUAGCAUGGCACAUACUGAUAAGAUCAGUCAACUUCUACAUGAUCAGGUAACACACUAGAAUCAAUGGUAUAUUUGUAAUGAAUAUUGAAUUAUAUGGUUUAGGAGCUUUGCAGCAUGAGACACCCACACAUUUCACUGUGAAGCAUCAGUCUCCUGCUGUGUGUGCAUGGAACCCCCGUUUCAGUGUAAUUUGGAAGCCCCAGUGUUCUGCUUCACAGAAUGCUGCAUUCAGUUUUCUCAUAUUUUGAGCGGUGUCCAAAGCCCUCAAGAUACAACCACGUUACACCACAACUGACCUUAGCAAUUGUCAGAAAUAAUCUUUGAUUACACAUAAAACCCUUGUUUCUCACAUUACAUUUUACAUUAGCUGAUGAUCCAGUACACCGAGUAAUGUUUUGUGGGUCUAUGUGUAAUAGGAAUUGCUGAGAUUCAGUCAGUAUUUUAGGUUUAAUACCACUGGCAGUGUAUUUUAUUUUGGUCUUUACCAUUGGUGCUUUAUUUCUUGUUAAGAGUGAACAAAUUAUUCAGUACAGUGUUCAUUGCAAACUGUUCAGGUAUAAAAAAAAACAUCAAAAAAAAAAAAAAAACCCAAUCAGAACGUACCAGCCAUUAAUCCAUGACCUCACAAUGCCCAAAUUGCUUUGAAAGGCAACUACUGCCGCCAGUUUUGCAUCUCACCCAAACAUGGAAUAGCUUUGCUGCUCUGCUCUUGAAGGUUGGCUCUGACACAUUCAGAGCAGGCCGUUCUAGAAGCUGCAGCAGCGUGGUGGGCACAUCAGGGGGUGCCAUCGCAAAUGUCUCAUCCGCUCACUACCUGGCCAGAUGAGUUAAGCGCAACAUGUUAAUGUUGGAUUUGUCUGUGGUUUGUCUGUGUUGUCAUUUUUGUUGUUACUUUAAUAUUUCUUCAGGUGAUUUGUCUUUGAACAGGAUAAUGGUGUGAGUGGUAAAACGAGGUUUUGAAGGUUUCCUUAAAGCUGUGAAGAUGAACAUGACAUAACUGUUCUGUAAACAAGAGAAGGGGUUUUUUUGGCUUUGGUCACAAAUCAGCUUAAACCUUAAUGCAAGUGAUGUUUCCAAGAGGAUAAUUAUAUAAUGAAAUCUUGACCUUGGAAGGGAUAUCCAAUUGACUAUUUAGUCUCUUAAUCAUGAGGAAUAUUUAGCAACCUAAUACACUUUUGAAAAAGACUGAUGUUAAUUUAUAAAAUGUACAGCAAGUCACAGUCUAUUUACAGUUCCUAUUGGUGAAUCUUCUCAUCAAAGGGCCGUAUAUUUCUCUAACUGAAUGAUUACGUGAUGAUCAUGUCCGUGUCAAAGAGGAAUGUGAACUCAGUGAUGGGCUGACAGUUUGAGAGGUGUGUGGUCAGCUUUCAGAUGGUACCAGUGUGUAGAGUGUGUGAAGGCCUGUGGAGAUGCUUGAGAAUAUGGUGUGAUUUUCCUUCCACUGUGUACCAUUUUACAUGUGGAUGAAGUUCUAUGACAAUGACGGUUAUUAGUUGUAUGUUUGUUGAAAUAAAACCUACAUUGGUACUCAAA